Molecule: messenger RNA, 912 nt
Organism: Iphiclides podalirius (scarce swallowtail)
Lineage: Eukaryota; Metazoa; Arthropoda; Insecta; Lepidoptera; Papilionidae
Source: the annotation of a GenBank genome assembly
AUGGUCGAAGUAGAUUUAGACGGGAAUCUAGAGGGAGGUGAAGAAGAAAACUCUCAAGCAGAACUGAUACCCUUUAAAGUGAUAGAAGAAUUGAACAUGAUUAAAAGCCAUCUCAACAGGAAGGGGAGGGCUGAUGAUGGCUAUGUGACAGAUUCUGGUAACAAAAGUGACUCGCAAAGCUGGGGCUCCCACAAGGGAUCAUUUCAAACAUCCGACGCUUGGAUAAACCAAUCGGCGCAUUGUCUUCUGAAAUUCAUUAUGGACUCUCCCGUAGUCUUGCGAACCAGGCAGAUUACUAACGAUAUAUCCUGGAAUCUAGGCCGCCUUAUAGACAGGCUACAUGAGGAGGAGAAAUACCCUCCUUUCCUAGAGAAGGUUCUAGAGGCGGUGGAGGAGUUGCUCAGAGAUGUGUACGAAGGGGACAGCUUUGUGGGGGACGUGAUUCUUCGAAAGGACGAGAAAAUCCACAGACUGUUCUACCUGAACCGAUCGCAACACAUACUGAAAUACACUCUGGACAAAAUCACACAACUCCUCGAGAGCUUUCACUCGCGAAUAGAAGAGGAGUGCACAUUAGAGAUGACGGAACCCGACAGAACGGAGAACCUAUGCUACAUACUGCAUAUAUUAGAGCACAUUUUGAGGAGGCACGCUUCGACGAAGGACCUUCUGAGCCAAGCAAGCACCCAGACUUCGCAAGAAGAUAAAUCGUUGAAGAGGAGCUCCAUCACAGAAGUGUGGAGGAGGAAAUGGAAUCCGAAUUACAAUUCGGACAAGGAACAGACAACGUCGUCGAAAAAGUGCGUCGAGGCCAAAUGCAGCGAGAUUUUGAACAAAAUCAUCGUGAGAGCAAUGGACGGUUACAGUCUGGUAUCGUUCGCCGCGUUGCAGUGUUUCAAUCUGUUGCAGACU